This is a messenger RNA of Cordyceps militaris CM01, 1413 nucleotides long. RefSeq names its product MFS nicotinic acid transporter Tna1, putative. Gene Ontology annotation, cellular component: membrane. The record is from RefSeq and is a predicted model, not a curated record. NCBI's taxonomy places the organism in Eukaryota, Fungi, Ascomycota, Sordariomycetes, Hypocreales, Cordycipitaceae. Gene Ontology annotation, molecular function: transmembrane transporter activity. Gene Ontology annotation, biological process: transmembrane transport. The coding region runs from base 1 to 1413 and encodes 470 amino acids. The transcript is spliced from 9 exons.
AUGCACGACCCACAAGAAGUCGGGAGAAUCCUUCGAAAGAUGGAUUGGCGAAUCCUGCCUUUCCUUGCCGUUCCUUACCUGCUGUCGUACAUGGAUCGCGGUAACAUUGGCAACGCAAAAGUAGCCGGCAUGAAUACCGAUAUGGGAUUGACCGACAAACAAUACAACAUUUGUUUGAUGGUCUUCUUCUUCACCUACAGCCUAUUCGAGGUGCCCAGCAACAUAGUCCUUAAGCUCAUGCCACCUUCACGGUGGAUCGGAAUUAUGAUGCUUGGUUGGGGCACGGCCAUGACGCUGCAAGGACUCGUCCGGCAGUACUCCCACCUGAUUGCUACCCGGCUCGUUCUCGGUCUUUUCGAAGCCGGCCUGUUCCCCGCCGCAACCUAUCUCUUGACCACGUGGUAUUGUAGAUUCGAGCUCCAGACGAGAAUGAGCAUCUUCUUUGCUGCUGCUUCCCUUGCCGGGGCGUUUUCUGGCAUCCUCGCGUUCGCCAUCUCAAAGAUGAAUGGGAUUGGAGGUCUUGAGGGAUGGCGCUGGAUCUUCAUCCUUGAGGGGCUGCUGACCAUUGUGGUUGCUGUCGUCAUUCCAUUCGUGCUUCCCGAUUCUCCUGAAACUGCAAAGUUCCUCAGCGACGAUGAAAAAGCCAUCGUCAUCCAUCGCCUGCGACAUGACUCUGGAACCGAGUCCGGUAUUGUUGGCACCGGCGAGAAGUUUCAGUGGAAGUACUUGAUUGCAGCCAUGCUUGACUGGAAAUUGUACCUAUCCAUUUUUAUAUAUUGGGGUCAUUCGAUUCCUAUAUACGCCUUCACAUUCACAGCUCCCACCAUUAUCCGACAGCUCGGCUACUCUGCUGCAAAUGCCCAGCUGCUCACCAUACCCGUGUACUUCUUCGGGGCGCUUACCACAGUGGUCGUAUCUCGGCUUGCGGAUCGCUAUAAAUGCCGCUGGGUCUUUAUCACAGGUGCAUACGCAGUGUCAACGGUCGCAUUUAUUGGACUGCUCGCGAUACCGCAUCCUCGGCUUCCAGGGCUUACCUAUGCGCUGUUGUUCUUAAUCACAGGCGGUUUGUACCCUGCCAUCAUCGGCUUGAUAGCCUGGAUCGCAAACAACCUUGCGCCUUCCUGGAAAAGAGCGGUGGGCAUGGCAUUCCUGAUGGGAUUUGGCAACCUGGGAGGUGCCGUCUCUUCAAACAUAUUCAUUGCAUCCCAGGCUCCUCAUUACUGGAUCGGCUAUGGGAUGUGCCUCGCGCUGGUCGUGGUCGCAAUCCUGGCCACGGUGGUAAUGCGAGUCACAUUGAGCAAGAUCAAUCGCCAAAGAGAUGCUUUGGACGAAGACGAGAUUCGAGCCAUGUACUCGGAUGCGCAGCUGGUGGAGAUGGGAGACCGCAGUCCACUCGUCAGAUAUGUUCUCUGA